AUACUGUAGAAAAAUACUUAAUUUUUUUAUAGUGAUUUAAUGAUAUUGUGAGAGAAUGGACAUCAGAAGUAAUUACACCCCCCACCCCCUUUCUGUUUGUUUGUUUGCUUCCAUUUUUCUUAUCUUGGCUGUGCUCUUCAGCUGCACUUAUCUUCCUGAGAUGCACUGGACUGCAGUGACAACACUUCGCCACCAGUGGGCACAUAGAGCACGGUGAGCAGCACUCCUGACUCAGCGAGCCAACGGCAAUUAAGCGCAGCAACGGCUGGUCAGCGGAGGCGCUCACUGUCGCUCUCAUGUUUCCACAGGUAAAUGUCAAUUAGCGCUGCUGUUUGUGUCUCUUGUGGGGAAGGUGGGCUAGGGCGGAGUGGCGAGGUAUAUGUGUGGAAGUGUUUUGUUAAUUAUUUGACUUGUAUUGUAAAUAUUUAUUAUUUGACUCAUGUGGUAAAUAUUUGUUUGUGAGCGAGCCAACGGCAAUUAAGCGCAGCAACGGCUGGUCAGCGAAGGCGCUCACUGUCGCUCUCAUGUUUCCACAGCAUUUGUUAAAAUAAAAGAACCUGCGCAACACCACACUGAUUAAUUUUCAAGUGUGCAACAAUAUGAUAUAGUGAUUAUUCCCCCAUUUGUACAAAUUUGUACUUCCCAACAUUUAUAGGGUGGAUUUAGCUGGUGAGCCAUAUGCCAAGCCCAAAGCACACACACACACACACCCACACACACACACACACACACUUAUACACACAGCAGAGACGGGUCGAUUACCUCAGAGCAGCUUAAGUCUUGGCUGAGAUGCUACACUGGGCAGAAAACACACUCUGCUAGACCAUCGAAAUGACGGUAAAGUAACAAUUUGAUCAUUUUUUGCACAGAUCGUGCUCCAACACCAGCCAGCUGCUUUAAUGGACGGUUAUGUUUUUUUUAUAUAUAUAUUGCUGAGUGCUUUGCUUAAUAAGCCGUUGACAUAGAACUGGCAGGAGCUGCUUGCAGGAGUCCAUCCCCAUCAGUGCGUUAGGAGUCCAUGCUUUAUCUGGCGCAGGGCGGGUCGCAACUUCAGCUACUUUUACUGCCUCUGAAUGAGGGGGAGGGGCUGACUGCUCACCUUUUCUGUAUCAAUAUGUAUAACAUUAGUGUAUCUAUAAUAUUCUAAAUAAAUCUGAAGUCAGCUUGAGGGAUUCUCAUCCUGGGAGGGAUUUUUUUUUUUUUUUUUUUUUACCAUAAAUCCCUGGGAGGUUGCAGGUGAGGCUUAACCGCUUAGCUUUCUCUAAACAGCAUGUUCUGCAAGGCGGCACAGUUCAUACUGCUGCAAGUCACUUUCAGCUGUGGUGAACAGAAAAACACACCAUAUUCUCCACUACUACUUUAUAAGGCUAUUGGAUUGACAUGGUGAGACACAGUUGAAGCCAAAUAUAUAAAUGCGUUGUAUAUUUAAAAAAAAUAAAAUGAAAAAGAAGAGGACAUGAGUCAAAAAAACAACAAAAGGAGCUGGAUUGCAAUUUUCACCCAUACCUAAAGGGGAGUUUAGAGAGAUCAGUUAACAUAACGGUCAUGUUUUUUGGGGAAGAAGCUGGAGUACCGAGCAUCCACAGGGAGAACCAUGAUGAACCAUGAUGAUACUCCUUGGUGCAGCCUGUAAACCUGACUCUGUUACACCAGUUCUGUCAGGAGAAAGAGCCACAAUUCCAGAAACACUUAGGUGAGAAAUUGGUGGAAAGAACUAAAACUAUUUAACUUGAACAAAAGCAGAAACCAAAUAGUACAGAAUUCAAAAAGCUGUAAAGAAAUCAUAAUUAUUUUUCAGUUCAUUCUAGGAUUUAGAUGGUAACAAUGUUUUUAGGUAAGCCGAAAUGACUUAAAGCCUGUGAUGAUUAGUCAGAUUUAAUGCCAGAAAUUUUUUUUUUUUUUUUGAAUUUUUUUUUAAUAAAGUCUAUGUAAUUAUCUGGGUUCAACUGCACAUUCUCAUUUCAUUAAGCAAAACACCUACUUCUCUGGAGAUGAGUUUAUUGUCAAAGGUUGCUAAAUCAUACACGGAAGAAAAAGGCAGAAAAAGAAAGAAAGGUCUUUAAUUUGUCAUGAAUUAUGCGUCUGAAAUUCAGUUAUUCAUAUAAUAAUAGCAUAGAGUCCUGAAAAGCAAAACAACUCAAAAAGAGGGAAAAAAUACAACAAAUGAAAGUACAGAACACUGAAAAAAAAUAAUAAUUUGAAGAACUAUAUGAAUUUGAGUUUGCUUUCAGACACUAGAUGGCAGCACUGUUAUACCGCACCCGCAUCUGAAGGUUCAUCGCCCUGUCUUCAACAGGAGGCAGUCGUUCAUAAAGAGGAUUAUUAGUUAUUAUCCAUCAUCAGGAGAUUAGCCAACAUAAUCCUCAUCCUAAAAAUCCAGCUCAUCACUAGGUGGCUUAAUCAAAUUUGCAGUGGGAGGUUUCUUUCUUUGAUAAAGCCGUUGAUCGGGGUUCGAUGUGUGAACACCCUGGGGUUUACGUCUCUGUCGUCAAAGAUAAAGCCUUAAGUUUGAAGAGAUCGCAGGUCCUGCUGAGCGUGGGAGGUAAAUGGAAUGCGUUGAUCCAAAACUAACUUGAUUCUAGAGCGUCAGUAGAAACGUCUGAGAUGUACACGCACGGUAAUCACAACAUACCUGUGGACAGGCGCAGAAGUCUCAUUGGCAGUUACAGAAAUCACUUGCAGCGAUUCCCUUAAAAGGUUCAGCAACAAACUAUUAAGUUGCAGUCUGUGGGGAUGCUGUGUUCAGGGUUUUCCACCGCUCAAAGCAUUUUGGGCGAAAAAGUUUUGGGUUCUUCUUAGCAGUGUACCUUCUUUACAUAACCAAAAGGUAAGAUUUGCGGACCUACGGCGGUCCUGUCAUCGGAUCGUCCCACCUAAACUCUGGAUCUGUGCGGCCCCAGAGGUCACCAUUUAUCAAAGAGUCCUUACAAAUUCACUCUGUAAUGGAACCGGUAACUUCUAGGAUGUGGAUUGUUAUUUUGUUUCCAUAUCCGCCAUUGAGAAAUUUAUAUUAUGAGCUGUUUCUCGAGUUUUGCCUUCUUCAGGUCAAGCUCUUUAAACUAGGUAUGGCAAUUAAGAAAAGAAAAAAAACUGCAUUAUGCUCAUGUGUCCAUCUCAGGGUAGCAAUGUUGUCACCAAGUGGCAGAAACUCCAAUUAUUCUACCAAGGCAUUCUGGAAAAUGGAGACAAAAGGACAGACAAUUGGCUGCUGGUCUACUCCCCCGUUCCAAUUACCUGUAUAUUCCUGUGCUACCUGAUCACGAUAUGGGCGGGGCCAAAGCUGAUGGCGAACAGGCGGCCCGUCAACCUCAAACCCGUCCUGGUGGUUUACAAUUUUGCCAUGGUCUGCCUGUCUGCCUACAUGUUCUACGAGUUCACAGCAUCAUCUUGGUUGGCCGGUUACAGUUUGUUGUGCCAGCCGGUCGACUACAGCAACAAUCCAUUGGCUCUACGGAUGGCCAGAGUUUGCUGGUGGUUUUACUUCUCUAAAGUCAUAGAGCUCAGUGACACUAUAUUUUUCAUUCUGCGGAAGAAGAACAGCCAGCUGACGUUCCUCCACGUCUAUCAUCAUGCGACCAUGAUCUUUAACUGGUGGACCGGGGUUAAAUACGUAGCCGGGGGUCAGUCUUUUCUGAUUGGUCUGAUCAACUCCCUGGUCCACAUAGUCAUGUAUUUGUACUACGGGCUCGCCGCCUUAGGGCCUCACAUGAAUAAGUACCUGUGGUGGAAACAAUACCUCACUUCUCUGCAGCUGCUGCAGUUUUUCGUCGUCACCAUGCACACCGCCUACAAUCUGUAUGCCGACUGCGACUUCCCCGACUCCAUGAACGCUGUCGUGUUGGCCUAUUCUCUGAGCCUCAUUGUUCUCUUCAGUAACUUUUACUACCAAAGCUACCUCACAAAGAAGACCAAAAGCAAAGAAUAAUCAAGUCAAAGAGAAAAGAAACCGUUUUAAACCAAGAGGACGUGCCAGAAGAGCCAACGGUCGGCUAUGGCCGAAGCUUGACACGACACAGACUGGCACAGAGUUCUGUACGGUACCACUCUGAUGCUAUAUUUUGAAUAUGGUAAUCACUGGCCAAUCAUUGGAAGUGGUUUACUGGCAAAAGUUGAAGUCUCACCUUUGAUCUUUGGAAAAAUAGCCCAAAAAAUCCUUUGUUGGACACAGAGCUAAUAUUUUCAGGUCAUGUACCUUGAAUGACAUCUAGUGUUUGAUGUGUUUAAACAUAUGGUCUAUGUUUAAGUGAAAUUACUCAGUAGUAUUCCUGACUUUUUUAUUAGCCCCCGUUGUUUAAACUGGCCUAUGUACUUGAUUGUGAUUGUGUGUUAAAUAUUGAUGCCAAGUCGCAUUGAGGAUAAAUAUUUUAUUUUGAAAAAAUGCUAAAUAUAAUAGUUUUAAAAUUCCUAUUAAACUAACUUAUUCUCAGA
This is a messenger RNA of Poecilia latipinna (sailfin molly), 4428 nucleotides long. It is a transcript of the gene elovl8a, whose product is annotated as ELOVL fatty acid elongase 8a. Gene Ontology annotation, molecular function: fatty acid elongase activity. NCBI's taxonomy places the organism in Eukaryota, Metazoa, Chordata, Actinopteri, Cyprinodontiformes, Poeciliidae. Gene Ontology annotation, cellular component: endoplasmic reticulum membrane. The record is from RefSeq and is a predicted model, not a curated record. Gene Ontology annotation, biological process: fatty acid elongation, polyunsaturated fatty acid; very long-chain fatty acid biosynthetic process; sphingolipid biosynthetic process. The transcript is spliced from 7 exons. The coding region runs from base 3098 to 3925 and encodes 275 amino acids.